Messenger RNA from Hypoxylon fragiforme, 1320 nucleotides. RefSeq lists its product as uncharacterized. The transcript has 2 exons. Bases 190 to 1257 code for a protein of 355 amino acids. Gene Ontology annotation, molecular function: arylformamidase activity. NCBI's taxonomy places the organism in Eukaryota, Fungi, Ascomycota, Sordariomycetes, Xylariales, Hypoxylaceae. The record is from RefSeq and is a predicted model, not a curated record.
AGUAGCCAUUACUUCGACAAAGAAACAUGAUGCUCAUUGUGCCAUCUCUCUUCCAAAAGUAACGCGUGCCUCCUACUAUCCAUACACCUACACACCCAUUAACCAAUAUCACAAACCAAAUACCAACAUAACCCAGGAAAUACAUUACCAUCCUAUAUAACAUACCUACCUACCUACACACUCACACCAAUGGCUCCGCCCGCCCCCGGCUUCAAGCUCAACGCCAACGGCAUCCCCGCCUUCGAGGACCUUCCCUUACAAAAGACAGACCCGUACUACUCGGCCUGGGGCCUGUACGGCGCCCACGACGAGCUCGGGACCCUGAACCGGCUGACCGACUCGCGGGUCGCCGCCGCCGCCGCGAGCGAGAUCCAGACGGGGCGUCGGAUCUCGCUGAACUGGCCGCUGAACGCGCAGGCGCAGAAUGCCUUCUUCGCGCGCCGCGUCUUCGAGCAGCAGCUCAUCCGCAAGGACCCGCGCGUCGUGAACGACGACGUGUGGAGCUUCAACACGCAGGUCUCGACGCAGUGGGAUGGGCUGCGCCACUAUGGCUAUCAGCGCGAGAAGAGGUUCUAUAACGGCGUUACGAUGGAGGAUAUACAUGGCGUUGGUGAGGAUGGAAGGCUGAAGAGCACGGUUAAUGGGAUACAUGCCUGGGCCGAGCAAGGCAUCGUCGGCCGCGGCAUCCUAAUCGACUACCACAGCUGGCUGCUCUCCCAACCCCCCUCCCCCUCCUCCCCAUCCACCACCCCCCACGACCCCUUCACCAAAACCCCCAUCCCCCUCUCCUCCCUCCUCGCCUGCCUCGCCUCCCAGGGCACCGUGCCCCGCUUCGGCGACAUCCUCUUCCUGCGCACCGGCUUCACCUCCCAGCUCGCCUCCAAAUCCCCCUCCGAGAUCCUAGCCCACCAAGCCCUCUCCCCUCCGCCUUUCGCCGGCGUCGAGCCCUCGCCCGAGCUGCUCCGCUGGCUGUGGAGCAACUUCUCGGCCGUCGCCGGGGACCAGCCCUCUUUUGAGGCGUGGCCGCCGGAUACGCAGAAGGCUGAGGGGGAGGGGGAGGGGGAGGGGGGCCGCCCCAUCGUGUUGCACGAGGUUCUGCUUGCGGGGUGGGGGUGUCCGAUCGGCGAGCUGUUCGACCUCGAGAGGCUGGCUGCUCACUGUCGGGAGCAGAAGCGUUGGAGUUUUUUCGUCUCCAGCGAGCCGUGUAAUGUCCCUGGGGGUGUGGCAAGUCCGCCGAAUGUACUGGCUAUAUUUUGAGUUAGUUAGCAGAAUGAAGUCCGCUUUGUGGUUAGCAAUCCAAUUCAUACAUUUACAAUUACA